AUGUCUGCAGAUAACCAGCUCGAGCCCAAUGCCUCUUUGUCCACCAACCACUCCGACAGCACUCCCCUAAACCAGAAGGAGUAUGCCACCGAGUCGUACAACGGCAGUGGUGAGCCACAAGCCUUCACAGGCGACGUCUUGGAGAAGUCUGCUGUCGAUGGCGAGCCUGUGCCGGAAGGAGGCGACGAAUUGUCCCAGUACGAGUCGGAAUACGAAGCUUCCAGGACCUUGAGCAGAAGAAUCACAGGAGCCGACCAGUUGAUCGAACGUGCCAACGCCACAGACGAGCCCUUGCCCACAAUGGGAGGCGAUAAGCCAUUCCCCCCUGCAUUGCCUGACAGGGCUCCCUAUGCCGUGAGCUUUGACGGUCCAGACGACCCCACUCAUCCACAGAACUACUCCCCGUUCAGGAAGGCCUUGUACACGUUCUGUGUGGCUUACAAUGCAUUGUGUCUCACUGUGGGAUCUGCCAUGUUCUCGCAGGCGGCUCCUGCCAUCGAGAAGAUCUUCCACAUCGGACCAGCAACUGCCACUCUUGGUACGUCGUUGUACGUUAUGGGGUUCGCUUCUGGGCCCAUCAUGUUCGGACCAUUGUCUGAGUUGUAUGGAAGAAAGAGCCCUCUUCUUGUGGGUGCCGUUGGUUUUACUCUCUUCAGCUUUGCCGUGGCCACCGCCAAAGACAUUCAGACCAUCAUGAUCUGUCGAUUCUUCACUGGGUUCAUCGGUUCGGCUCCAUUGGUGGUCGCUCCUGCCGUCAUGGCCGACUUGUACUCCACCAAAGCCAGAGGAAAGGCCAUUUCCAUCUUCGCGAUGAUGGUCUUUGGAGGUCCCAUGUUGGCACCCAUCAUGGGAGCGUUUACCGCCAAGAACGAAAGCCUUGGCUGGAGAUGGAACUCGUACUUCUGUGGUAUCAUCGGCGCAGCUGCAAUCUUGAUGAAUAUUUUCGUGUUGCCAGAAACCCAUCACCAGUUGAUCUUGGUCAAAAAGGCGGAAAUCUUGAGAAGAAGAACCGGAAACUGGGGUAUUUUUGCUCCCCAUGAAGAGUUGUCAAUGUCCAUGAAAGAGAUCGUCGAAAACAACAUCUCUAGACCGAUUAUCAUGUUGGCUACAGAGCCCAUUUUGCUCUUCGUGUCCAUCUACAAUGCAUUUAUUUACGGAAUGCUUUACUUGUUCUUGACUGCCAUCCCCAUGGUGUUUGCAGGAAAGUACCAUUUCGCUGUUGGAGUUGCUGAAUUGCCUUAUCUUUCCAUGCUUAUUGGUAUCCUCAUUGGUGUUGCCGUUAUCAUCUACUUCGAGCACAGAUACUCGCUUGCCAUGGAUGCCAACAACGGAAAGCCCGUCCCAGAAGAGAGAUUGAUUCCUAUGAUGAUUGGUGGAGUUUUCUUCACUAUUGGCUUGUUCUGGUUCGGAUGGACUGGAAACUAUGCCCAGCAUAUACACUGGAUUGUUCCCACCAUCGGAGUAGCCUUCAUUGGCUUUGGCUUGAUUUUGGUCUUUUUGCCUUGCUUGACCUACAUCAUUGAUUGUUACCUCGCCUUGGCCGCCUCUGCGUUAGCUGGUAACACCUUCAUUAGAUCGGCUUUUGCUGCUGCAUUUCCUUUAUUCGCUAGACAAAUGUUCACGGCCAUGCACAUCAACUGGGGAUCUUUGUUGGUGGGUCUUGUGUCGUUGGUGUUGAUACCCGUUCCAUUCUUGUUCUACAGGUAUGGUAAAGCCUUCAGAGAAAGAUCGAAGUAUGCUUUCGUUUUGUAG
Suhomyces tanzawaensis NRRL Y-17324 is the source of this 1752-nucleotide messenger RNA. Its product is annotated as MFS transporter. The record is from RefSeq and is a predicted model, not a curated record. Bases 1 to 1752 code for a protein of 583 amino acids. Gene Ontology annotation, molecular function: transmembrane transporter activity. Lineage: Eukaryota; Fungi; Ascomycota; Pichiomycetes; Serinales; Debaryomycetaceae. Gene Ontology annotation, biological process: transmembrane transport. The transcript has a single exon.